GUGUCAAAUAAAAAUAUUUACGUGAACCCAUUUCUCGCCCUCCAAAAAGAGAAGGGUGUCUUGUGUGGUGAAAAUUCGAGUAAAAAAGGGCAAGUUUUAGCUUGUUUUGUAGUGAAAAUUCUAGGGUUCAGUGCGGUAAUAUGUCGUUCUAAACGGUGUACCAUUUGGUGGUGUUUGCACGCCAGAUAAAGGCUGCCAAUCCGCGAUCGAAAGAGUUACGUUGACUUGGCAUCCUCUCUCCCCUUUGCUUGCUGCUGCUCCUGAAUGCUAGUGAUUCAUUGAAAAAGCAAACAACUUUACAUAAACGGAGGUGGCAGACAAUAAAGGAAUCCUGUAAUUUGUGUGGAGGUUGUCACGGUGCUUCCGGAAUCAGUUUUGCGGACGAGGGGAACGGUGAAUCCGUCUAGGUGCUGUAUUUUUGCGGGGCGUCGCCACGAGCAAUGACAAUGGGGGACGAUACUCCAGUGGUCACUUCUUUGGUGCUGCCAAUUUUGAUACGUCCUAUUCUUUCGCAGUUGGAGCGGCGCGAUGUGGUCGCUUCGCAGACGUUGAGAGCGGCCCUGACCAAGGCUGAACAGACACAUCCUGGCAUGACAUACGAUUUGGUCAUGGGCAUCAUCCGGAAGGGCGACAUCAACGUGAACAUGAACGAGAGCAUCCUUCGGCUACAGGGAGCAGCGACUGAUACUGAUCUUAUCGAAUACCGACUGAACCGCACUGAGGACGCCUUCCAAGAGCUUAACAAAAAGUCUGCCGCCCUAAAGCGCAUCCUUAGCCGAAUUCCCGAUGAAAUUACCGACCGGAAAACGUUCUUGGAAACCAUCAAGGAAAUCGCCAGUGCCAUCAAAAAGUUACUGGACGCAGUGAACGAGGUGGUUGGUUUCAUUCCUGGCCCAUCCGGCAAACAGGCGGUGGAGCAGCGCAAGAAGGAGUUCGUCAAGUAUUCGAAAAAGUUCAGCACCACUCUGAAGGAAUACUUCAAGGAGGGAGAAGCCAACGCCGUUUUCGUGAGUGCUUUGUACCUGAUACAUCAGACGAAUCAAAUUAUGAUCACAGUGAAGAACAAGUGCGAAUAGACGAGCGUUGGUCCAGCCGUUGCACGUCUUCGCCGAUAUCUCCGCCUCUGAGGAUUGAUAGGAAUCCAUUCUAAAUAAGACAUAAAAAAGAUACUAAACUAAUUGUUUUACAUUCACAUUUCCUUGGGGCUGGCCUUCGGGUGAUGUUUCCGCAAUGAGCGGGAACGGCCAGAGAUAGACUAUGCAGAUGAGUUCUUUAUUUAGUGAAACAAAAAAAAAACAUACAAGGGAGAAGGAAGGACUACAUAUUUCAAAGUGAAGAAGAACAAUAGACAUUCUGUUAAGGAACACGAGAGGAACGUAAUUGAUGUCGUAUUAUAUAUUAAACAUAUUA
Aedes aegypti (yellow fever mosquito) is the source of this 1410-nucleotide messenger RNA. RefSeq names its product programmed cell death protein 10 (gene Ccm3). Bases 441 to 1076 code for a protein of 211 amino acids. Gene Ontology annotation, biological process: positive regulation of MAP kinase activity; regulation of Golgi organization. The record is from RefSeq and is a predicted model, not a curated record. Gene Ontology annotation, molecular function: protein kinase binding. Gene Ontology annotation, cellular component: Golgi apparatus; FAR/SIP/STRIPAK complex. The transcript is spliced from 5 exons. NCBI's taxonomy places the organism in Eukaryota, Metazoa, Arthropoda, Insecta, Diptera, Culicidae.